Messenger RNA from Acinonyx jubatus (cheetah), 1431 nucleotides. RefSeq names its product interferon omega-1-like. Lineage: Eukaryota; Metazoa; Chordata; Mammalia; Carnivora; Felidae. The record is from RefSeq and is a predicted model, not a curated record. Gene Ontology annotation, biological process: response to exogenous dsRNA; T cell activation involved in immune response; B cell differentiation. Bases 575 to 1165 code for a protein of 196 amino acids. The transcript has a single exon. Gene Ontology annotation, molecular function: type I interferon receptor binding; cytokine activity. Gene Ontology annotation, cellular component: extracellular region.
UCUCAUGUGAAUACAACAGUAAUUAAAACCCAGUCCUGGUUCUAAACAGCUUAUUUACCAUACAUCGUCUGGUCAGAACCUAGCAAGAUACAAAAACCCAUAGGAUUGAAGGAUCCUGUCUCUGUAUGAAGUAAAGAGGGUAAAAACCUAGUCCACGAUCAAGGCCAAAGUUUCUUUCUAACACAAAGAGCAAUGUUCAUAUAUGAAAACAUAUACGUGAACAGGUGUGUGUAUGAGUACCUACAUGCCUACAUCACUCCAGUCUUUAGGACAAAGACGUUUCUCGUUUGGUUGAUAAGUGUCCAUUGGGAUGGACAUAUCAGAAGUUUAUUGGGAAAUAAAGCUUCCAUUGCCAACGUAGUAUUUUAGAUUGAUGACAUCUUCUUACACAAUAAGGAGAAUGCAUAAAUGAAAACAAAAAAAAGGAAGUAGAAGUGGAGAGGAUGUUCAGAAAAUGAAAUUGUCCGCGUUCCCUAUUUAAGAGCCAUGCUUCGAGUUGGUCCUCAGAGAACCUGGGCCCCGAGGUCCCCCAGCCGCCCAGCUCAGCCCUGCCAGCAGCCCCCUCGGCUUCCCCAUGGCUCUCCUGCGCCCUCUGCUGACCGCCCUGGCGCUGCUCACCUGCCGCCCUGGAGGCUCUCUGGGCUGUGCCCUGCCUGGGAGCCACGCGCAGGUUAGCAGGGACAACUUGGUGCUCCUGGGCCAGAUGCGGAGACUGUCCCCUUUCUUGUGCCUGCGGGCCAGAAAAGACUUCCGCUUCCCCCGGGAGAUGCUGGAGGGCGGCCAGCUCCAGGAGGCCCAGGCCGCCGCCGCCGUCCUGCGGGAGCUGCUCCAGCAGACCUUCAACCUGUUGCACACGGAGCGCUCCUCGGCGGCCUGGAGCCCCGCGCCGCUGCACGGACUCCGCUCUGGCCUCCACCGGCAGCUGGAAGCCCUGGACGCCUGCUUGCUGCAGGCCACGGGCGAGGGAGAGCGCGCCCCGGGGAUGCACGGCCCUGCCCUGGCCAUCAAGAGGUACUUCCAGGACAUCCGCGUCUACCUGGAGGACGAGGGAUACAGUGACUGCGCCUGGGAAAUUGUCAGGCUGGAAAUCAUGAGAGCCUUGUCCUCCUCGGCGACCUUGCAAGACAGCUUGGCCAUCAAGGAUGGAGACCUGGGGUCACCUUGAAGUGAUUCUCACUGCCUGACGUGCCACAUCACCCUGCACGAUGUCUGCUCACCUCAAGAGACUCUCACUGCAGCCUUCAUCACAAAAUUUAUUGACUUUAAUUCCACAAAUAGUUUGUGAGUAGUAUUAAGCAAGAAUAUGUAAAAAAAAAAAAAAAAAUUCCGGCUUCAGGAUCAUCAGUCCUUAAGAGAUGAUUGCCCUGAUGUUAUUUAUUUAUUGUUAUUUAUUUAUUCUUGUAGCUUACCCUAUUUAUAUUUAUAUUUUGA